Messenger RNA from Musca vetustissima, 499 nucleotides. RefSeq names its product cuticle protein 12.5-like. The record is from RefSeq and is a predicted model, not a curated record. The transcript is spliced from 2 exons. Bases 1 to 495 code for a protein of 164 amino acids. Lineage: Eukaryota; Metazoa; Arthropoda; Insecta; Diptera; Muscidae.
AUGUUCAAAUUUGUCAUUGUCUUUGCUGCUUGUUUGGCUUAUGCCAGCGCUGUUGUUGUGGCUCCCACAACUUUCGCUGCCGCUGCUGCUCCCGCCGUAGCAUACGCUAAUGCUCCUCUUUAUGCCGCCGGUGGUAGCAGCCAGGUUGAUGUACGUCACAACUAUGAUGGUACCUUGUCUUCAUACACCACCACACCUUUUGCCUAUUCUGGUCCAUACUCCAGUCGUUAUGUAGCUGGUCCAGCUGCUUAUGCUGCACCAACUGCCUUCGCCGCUCCUGCUAAGGUUGUUGCUCCAGCUGCCUAUGCUGCCCCUGCCACCUUUACCGCUCCAGCUAAAUAUGUUACUCCUGCUGGUGUUGUAGCUCCUUAUGCCACCCCCUAUGCUACUCCUUAUGCCGCUCAAUUCGCCGCUCCCUAUGCCACCUACCCUGCUGGUGUUGCCGCCACUUAUGCUGCCCCAGCUGUUGCUGGUCAUGCUCAUGUUGUAGCUUAAGUGU